Oldenlandia corymbosa var. corymbosa is the source of this 2280-nucleotide messenger RNA. The record is from the annotation of a GenBank genome assembly. NCBI's taxonomy places the organism in Eukaryota, Viridiplantae, Streptophyta, Magnoliopsida, Gentianales, Rubiaceae.
CAAAAUUCGAAGGUUGAAGAGUUUAAUGUUUUUAUAUUUCUCCUUUUGAGUGAAAUUCAACCAUAGUACAACAAGAUAUGGACAGUUGAUUAUUUCAGGGAAUAAUUUGGUUUGAUUGAACAAUUCCAUGAAAUCUAGUUGUGUUGAUCUACUCAAUUUAUUAGUACGACUAAGAUAAGAAGACUUAAUUGGGUUGAAAAUGACUGGUACGUUGGACUUUGCCAAGGUCAACUUGCGAGGACUUUAAUUAAUAUCAUUGGAAAGCGUUGUGAAAACAUUACGUUGUUUUCACGCUUUACUAAGCAAAAACGUUGGAAAAGUGUCAUUUAAACACGCAUUCUCCGAUGUAAGUAUGAUUGUCGCCGCCGUCAUCAGCAGCCAACAACCCGAACAACCCAGGAAACCGCCACCACCGCGUCCACCAAUUCGGAUGUAAAGUUCACCUUUGAUGACUCACGCGCCGCUUUCUGCCUGAAUGUCACGCUUCUCGCUCCUUUCCUCUCUGAUUCAAAGUUGUGUCUUUCUCGUCAACGGUCACCUAGUCCUUCCCAACAACUUGCUUUCUUCAAGCUUCACACUUUAAAACCCCCAACAAAGUCUCUGCCGCCUUUAUAAAUUUGCCAGCAAAAUCCAGUUUGUUUUACUCUGUCACGAUCCAGAUUAUAUUCACGCUUCCUUUGUAUUCUUGAAUUUGAUAGAAUUAUUCUUCUAUUUUUAAAUUUUAAGCACCAGCAGAUAGCAAGGAGAAAAACCCAUUUCUUACUGGAUUCAGAGGAUCUUUGGCCACUUAGGUUUUUGUGGAACAAGAUUGUUUCUUUUUGGGUUUUAGCUUUGCUGGGUUGUUGAUUGUUUCUUUUGAUGGACACGGAAGAGAAAACGCCGGUGAGAUUUACAUUGGGGAAGCAAUCAUCCCUUGCGCCGGAGCGGUGGACUGAUUUGUUGGCGAGGGAAGAUGAUGAUGAUACGUCUAAUGAGGAAGAAGAUUGGAAUGCAGAGGAUAUUAAUCCGGGUGUACGGCUUAUGUAUGCUGCCAAUGAGGGUGAUAUAGAUGGUAUCAAGGAGCUUUUGGACUCUGGCAUUGAUGUUAAUUUCCGGGAUAUUGAUGACCGGACGGCGUUGCAUAUUGCUGCUUGCCAGGGGUUCAGUGAUGUCGUCAAGUUGUUGCUUGAAAACAAAGCUGAAGUUGACCCCAAAGAUCGUUGGGGCAGCACGCCUCUUGCUGAUGCAAUCCACUACAAGAACCAUAACGUUAUCAAAUUAUUGGAGAAGCAUGGUGCAAAACCUUUGAUGGCUCCCAUGCAAGUAAAAAACUUCCGUGAAGUUCCUGAAUACGAGAUUGAUCCUGAAGAACUUGAUUUCACAAACUGCAUUGAGAUUAAGGAGGGAACUUUCCAAGUAGCCUUGUGGCGUGGUACCAAAGUUGCAGUUAAAAUGUUUGGGGAUGAAGUUAUUUCCGACGAGGAUAAAGUAAGGGCAUUCAGAGACGAGCUUGCUCUGCUUCAGAAGUUAAGACAUCCAAAUGUUGUUCAGUUUCUUGGUGCUGUGACCCAAAGUAGCCCUAUGAUGAUAGUGACUGAAUAUCUACCCAAGGGUGAUUUAUGCUCAUAUUUGAAGCAAAGAGGUGCACUAAAGCCAACAAGAGCGCUCAGAUAUGCAUUGGACAUCGCCAGAGGGAUGAACUAUCUGCAUGAACGUAAGCCAGCAAUUAUUCACUGUGAUCUAGAGCCUUCAAAUAUUUUGCGGGAUGAUUCUGGACACCUGAAAGUUGCAGACUUUGGAGUUAGCAAACUAGUAGAAGUUGCCAAAAGUGUUAAAGAUGACAGGCCUCUAUCUUAUCAUGAUAUUUCUUGUCGAUAUGUGGCUCCUGAGGUUUUUAAUAAGGAGGAGUAUGAUACAAAAGUGGAUGUUUUUUCAUUUGCUCUAAUUUUACAAGAGAUGAUUGAAGGCUGCCCCCCAUUUGACUCAAAGGAAGCAAAUGAAGUUCCAAAGUUGUAUGCUGCGAAUAAACGCCCUCCUUUUAAAGCUCCUGGAAAGUCAUAUGCCCAUGGAAUCAAAGAGUUGAUCCAGGAGUGUUGGAGCGAGAGGCCCGAAGAUAGACCAACAUUUAAGCAAAUCAUUCCGAGGCUGGAGUCGAUCUUCAAUAAAUUUGGGCAUGGGCACAGGCAUUUUUGGAAGGUUAGACCACUGAAAUGUUUCCAAAGAGUGGAGGCUAUGUGGAAGAAAGACGGUCAUGUCGAUGCAAAUUGGGCGGAUUCCAACCGAUCUGACAGCAGCAUUUAG